UGCUUUUUAUGAUGUUUAUUUUGCGUUGACGCGUUUUCCUCAAGAUUCGCCCUUCAUUUUAUGAGUGCAAUAUUCUGUCAUUACACCAAGUGGCUGCAUUUACCUGGAAAUAUGAUCCCUCGAGCCCAGUGACAUCACAUCUGCGACUGCAAGUCGUGAUGUCAUCAAAAGGUUGCCAUUGAGCGGAGCGAUAAACAAAUGUCCCAGUUUCAACAAAAAGGAAAUUCAUAUUUUGGUUUGUUUAUGUCUGAUAACCGCACUAACCCUGUACCUCACGGACUUCAAUAAUACGAGCAAAUAUGUCAGCACAAAAGGACUGCGAGUUUUUAGUGAAACGGGCUCGGGAUCUAGUGUCCGAGGACCCGUGUGCAGCCAAGGCUUGGCUGAUAACCGCCCGAACCCUCUAUCCCACGGACUUCAAUAUUCAGCAUGAGAUGUACACCAUUGAGAGAAAUGCAGAGAAGACGGCUUCAGCGGGCAGACUGCUGUAUGACAUGUUCAUCAAUUUCCCUGAUCAGCCUGUUGUGUGGCGGGAGAUUACUGUCAUCACAGCUGCCCUGCGGAGUGACUGUCAGGACAAACAAGCUCAGUUCCUACGAGGUCUGUUUGAAACCCUGCCCGGCCCAGUGCAGUGUGAGGUGCUGUUGAAGGCUACAGAACAGUGCUUCAACACCCUGGAGAAGGCUGAGAUGCUUCUGUUACUGCUCAGGCGCUUCCCAGAGUCUGUGGUCCAACACGGGGUCAACUUGGGAGAUUCCCUAUUGGAGGCGGAGACGGCUGAAAAACUGGAGACACCUGUCAACUGUUUCAGGAAGCUGUUUGUGUGUGACGUUCUCCCGUUGAUCAUUAACAACGUGGACAUGCGUCUGCCUGCCAGUCUGCUGCUGAAGUACAUGCUGAAAGCAGCAGAGUUCUACAUCGGUUAUGUCACGCGGGGCCCUUCUGCUGACGGACAGCUGCAGGGCAAAGCCCUAAACGGCUCUCAGGAGGGUGGUGGAAUGAAGUCUCCCAGUGUGUCUCGGGGGUCCCAGCGCUAUGUGAUUGAGGGGCUGUCAGAGAAGUCGUCGCUGGUGGCUGAGCCCUGGGAGAGACUGCUGGAUAUCCUGGCAGUGGUGGGGGCUCGUUGCGAGUGGCAGGCGGACAAGGGACAGAGGGGCUACGUGGAGAUGCUGCAGUGGGUUAAGGAGCUGUGUUGCUACCUGCCCAGUCUAGAGGGAGAGACCAGGUCGCGGUGCUGCAGUCAGGUGGUCAUCUGUGCCUCGCUGGUCCUCUUCCGCAGUGCCUACCUCUACGUCUCAGCUGUACAGCCUGCUCUGUUUCACGGUGUGAAUGCGUUGGCCUCUGGGUCGUGGAUACUGCUGGAGGACCUGAGCUCAGUGUACAGUGAGGUAGAACUGGAGAGAGGAGCAGGGAAACACGCUCACAAGAAACGCAAACUGGCCGACGGCCGCGAGAAGACCAUGAGCUCAGACGAUGACGAGGGCAUGGGGAAGGGGCGUGGCCGGAACAUCAUGGUCAACAAAACAGAGAUGCCCGGGUGGGCAGAGACUCUGGAGAGCUUCCGUUUGGCCAGGGAGAGCUGGGAUCUCCUCCAGUCCCACGACAGCCUGGGGACCGAAUUCAACAAGAUCUGUUCCUCCUGGAAGACAGACAACUGGCUGUGGUUCAGAAUAUUCUUCACAGAUAUGAUCAUAUACCAGGGUCAUUACCGUAAGGCCCUGUCCAGCCUACUCCAGAUGUCUGGGUUUCAGCAGCCUCUGCCUGGACAGAGCUCCCCAGGACAGGGUAACCUGGAGCACCACAGGACCCUUAUACAGCAGGCCUCCUGCCACUACGCACUGGGAGAGUACAGGAUGGCGUGUGAAAAGUUACUUGAUGUAGUUGGUGGGCUGGUCCCCCAAAACCAGGACCCAGUCAAGAACACUGACGAAUCGGGCAAAGACAGAAACAAGCCCAGGAAAGGCAAUGAUCUGAGGCUGCUGCCCUGUACGAGUAAAGCGAUUCUGCCAUUCUGUCUUCAGCUGAUGUUCGCCUGUUUCAAGCUUCGUGCCUUCACGGACAGCCGAGACGACCUCUCCUUGGGUCACGUGGUGGUGCUCCUGCAACACGAUUGGCCACAGGGCGAGUCUCUGUUCCUGAAAGCCAUUGAUAAGAUCUGUCAGCAGGGCAGCUUCCAGUAUGAGAACUUCUUCAACUACGUCACCAAUAUUGAUAUGCUGGAGGAGUUUGCAUACCUGCGCACUACGGAGGGGGGGCGGGUCCAGCUGGAACUACUGCCCAAUCAGGGAAUGCUAAUCAAGCACCACACGGUGACACGUGGCAUCACUAAAGGGGUGAAGGAGGACUUCCGUCUGGCCAUGGAGAGACAGGUGUCACGCUGCGGGGAGAACCUGUACACUGUCCUCCACCGCUUCUGUGUCAACGAGAAGAUCAUCAUCAUCCAGUCCCUGCCCUGAUAUGACACCUAACCUCUGACCCCUUCACCUUUAAACCUCAGACAUCUGACUUUUGAACCUGUUGAGACCAGGAGCCCAGGCUUAUGGGUCUAAUGUCCACAGUGAAAGCCUGGUCUUCCUUGCAGCUUGUGUGCCCAGAAGACCAUCGUCGUCUUCCAUCAGACCUGACAAAUGAACUCCUGACCCCUGAACAGCCUCUAUGACCAAAUAACACACAUAAUUAGAAAGAGGCAGAUUCUUUGUUUUCCUCUUUCAAGGUUUUAUUUAUGGUGCUAUUUUCAUGAGGGUAAAAUAUUGGACACUUUUUGUGCUUCUUGCCUUAAACUUAAAAGGUUACUUUCAGAGGAUGUACUUUCAGAGAAGGUUCUGUACUUGGGGAGCAAACUGUUUCUGAGGAUACUUAACUGGUAUUGGUGGUGUAUAGUGUGUCUGUAUUUUCUGUCUAGUGUGUCUUUCAUUGGCUAUCUUGAUACAUUUUGUUUAUUUUGCCUAGUUGGAUAAUUCUGUGAAGCGUGUGAAAAAAAUAGAGGUUCCAAAUCAUUGUGAGAUUGUUGGAAAGUUGACAAAUGUGAGCUUGAUAUUGUUAGGUAACGUUUUAUUGUUUUUCUUUUUUAUAAAGCUGUAGUAAAAUAAAUGUAGUUUAUAUUAAUUCUCCAUUAAACCUGACUGGUUGGAAA
Messenger RNA from Salmo salar (Atlantic salmon), 3133 nucleotides. RefSeq names its product integrator complex subunit 10 (gene ints10). The record is from RefSeq and is a predicted model, not a curated record. Gene Ontology annotation, cellular component: integrator complex. Gene Ontology annotation, biological process: snRNA processing. NCBI's taxonomy places the organism in Eukaryota, Metazoa, Chordata, Actinopteri, Salmoniformes, Salmonidae.